GCCCUCCAUUUCGUACGGCCUCCCAAAAAUCUCAAUCCAUUGCUUCUUCUUCCCUUCUCUCUCCAAGGGUGGAGGAGGGGGAGGAGGAGGAGAGAAUUUUCUCUCACGGGCCGGGGUAAGGGACAUCGGAGCAAGGAGGGAAGGACUCCCACUGCAGAAGUGGCUGCCUCCGUGGCGUCUUUCGUAGAUGGAUUACAUAUCCCCUGAGAGAAGUCUGGAUGGGACUUGUGGAGACCCUGGUCCUUUAUUUGGAGAUCAAGAUGGUUGCUUGUUGGAGCACAUGGAUUAUCAUGGUGAAGGAAUUACACAACCUGAAUCCCCACCACUGAAUGAUGGACUUUUAGUUGACGCAGCCGAUCAAAUUUCAUAUUUGUCUGCAGAUUCUGUACCCUAUAUGAAUGAUCAGAUCAUGUGCAAUACAAUGAAAUCUGCUUCGACUAGUCCAGCAUCUCCCCUGAAGCAAGACGAGGAACAUCAUGUGCAUAUAGAAUCUGAUAUGCAAAACGAUGCAGCUGAACGGAAAGUUCACCAUAAUGAUGACUGUGAAGUACGUACCACUUCUCCGGGUUAUGAUGUGCAUCAGAAUACAGAAGUGGUUGAAGGUGUGCUUCCUCCAGAGCUUCAUGAAAGCAGUGGUAAUGAUAUAUCAAACUUUGAACAAGAAACUACACAUUUUGAUGCCUAUCUUGGUGACUCUAUGUUAGCUGAUAAUAGCAGUAGGGAUUAUCAAUUUAGCAAUAGCGGUGAUGAUGAUGAUGAAAUUCCAAACUCUUCUGCGCCUCAGAUGGGAAAUAAGGACAACAGAAAGUUACAUGAGACUUUUCACAAUGAAGUGAAUGGGGCAGAUGAUGAUCAAAUGAAUGGUGGGAAUUCUAAUCCUCAUGAUGAACAUGACAAUGAGAACUUCAACUCUGCAACUGCACCUUCCUAUUUGGAUGGGAUGGAGCAGGAAGAUCCUGGUACCGAGAAUGGCAUUUCCACGCCUGGCAAUCAGUGGGAUUCUCCACCUGAAAGGUCUGCAGGACUAGAGAAGGGCACACCAUCACCAGCCAGUAGGGUCUCACUUUCAGUAGAAAGGUCACCUCAUGCUCAUUCAUCUGAGAAACUGGACUCACCACAUCAUGCAAAAGAGGGUGAUAAUUUGGCUGACUCUCGAAGCCCACCAGCAAGACAUCGGUCCCGAUCUCCUGGAUCUCCUGAAAACCAUGACACCAACCGUAGAAGAGCUCCCUCACAUGAGUUGUCUCCACAUGCACGGGAUAACUCUCCAGAAAGAAAAGCACAAUCUUGGCGUGGAGAUGGGUCACCGCGCCGAAGAUCUACAUCCCCUGGAAGAAGAGAUGGGUCACCGCAGCGAAGAUCAGCUUCCCCUAAAAGAAGAGAUGGGUCACCGCGACGAAGAUCAGCUUCCCCUAGAAGAAGACAUGGUUCACCACGCCGAAGAUCUGCAUCCCCUAAAAGAAGAGAUGGGUCACCUCGCAGAAGAUCUCCAUCCCCCAAAAGAAGACACGGGUCACCACGACGAAGAUCUCCAUCCCCUAAAAGGAGGAAUGGGUCACCACGGCGAAGAUCUCCAUCCCCUAAAAGGAGGCAUGGGUCACCACGGCGAAGAUCUCCAUCUCCUAAAAGAAGAGCCUCACCCAAGAGGAGGGGUUCACCAAGGAGGAGGGAUUCCCCAACAAGGAGGGAUUCCUCUCCAAGAAGGAGAGACUCACCAAGAAAGAGAGAUUCCUCAGCAAGGAGGAGGGAUUCCCCAACAAGGAGGGAUUCCUCUCCAAGAAGGAGAGACUCACCAAGAAAGAGAGAUUCCUCUCCAAGGAGGAGGGAAUCCCCAACAAGAAAGAGGGACUCCCCAACAAGGAAGAGAGAUAGAUCAAAAUCAAGGUCACCAUCAAGGAAAACUGAUUCCUCUAGACAUAAAAGGGAGCAUGGUAGAUCUCGAUCAGGGUCUCCACACUCUAGGAAUCACCAUAGAAGAUCUCCAAGAAGAAGGCAUUCACCAAGGCACAGAUCACCUCCAGCAAGGCAUCAUUCUCCUAAAAGAUGUUGGUCACCACCUGCCAACAGGAAGACUGGAUUGGGUAAGCCUGGGCGGAAUCUGUUUGUUGCAGGUUUUAGCUAUGCCACCACAGAGCGAGAGUUGGAGAAGAAAUUUGCAAAGUUUGGACGUGUAACAAGGGUGCGGGUUGUCCGAGAUAAACGAACUGGAGAUUCUCGAGGCUUUGGAUUUUUAUCCCUGGAGAAGGAUGAGGACGCUGAUGCAGCAAUCCGAGCUUGCGACGAGACUGAGUGGAAUGGUAGGAUCAUUCUUGUGGAGAAGUCCAAGGCACCUGCAUGGUGAAUCUUACACCCUAGAGUUCUGCAAACAAUGCUCUGGGUGGGCGGGACCAGUUUGCACAGCUUUUAUCGUACCAACAGUAUAACAUAAACUAUUAAUUUAUCAUUACAUGUGGCAAAGUUUACUUGAACCAGCUCUCUAUGCUGUACUAGGAGUAAGUAAUAAUGCACUUGCUAUGGCUGCCUUGCUGACAAUUAUUGAAGAAUAAGAUUAUAUGCCAAACCUUAGCUUGUUUCAGGACCCUGCUGCUGAUAAAGAGGGAGUUAGCGGUACACAUUGUAAUAUCUGCAACCUCUACUACACAUUCAUGACAUUCAUCAUCCUCUUCUUCCUCUGCAUGGUGAUCGAGUGUUUGGCUGGCAGUUCAGUUCAUGGUGAUGCAUGGGCGAAAUUCAGACUUGCGACGCUGUGUUGGUCAUUUUUAAGUUAGGACAAUAAUUUUAUACGUUUGUAUGUGCUCUGUGUUUUAGGUCGUGGAUACUACUAUAUGUUGGAUAUGUCCCGAUAACUUUUC
Molecule: messenger RNA, 2852 nt
Organism: Triticum dicoccoides
Lineage: Eukaryota; Viridiplantae; Streptophyta; Magnoliopsida; Poales; Poaceae
Product: serine/arginine repetitive matrix protein 1-like
Exons: 4
Coding region: 188-2341 (717 amino acids)
Biological process (GO): mRNA splicing, via spliceosome
Cellular component (GO): precatalytic spliceosome; U2-type prespliceosome; U1 snRNP
Molecular function (GO): mRNA binding; U1 snRNA binding
Source: RefSeq, a predicted model, not a curated record